Molecule: messenger RNA, 3517 nt
Organism: Musa acuminata AAA Group (dessert banana)
Lineage: Eukaryota; Viridiplantae; Streptophyta; Magnoliopsida; Zingiberales; Musaceae
Product: alpha,alpha-trehalose-phosphate synthase [UDP-forming] 6-like
Exons: 3
Coding region: 772-3351 (859 amino acids)
Biological process (GO): trehalose biosynthetic process
Cellular component (GO): cytosol
Molecular function (GO): trehalose-phosphatase activity
Source: RefSeq, a predicted model, not a curated record
UUGUUGCCGGGUAGAAGCGGCUGCUUGUCCGUACGAAACCGUAGCUCCAGCAGCAGCGGUUCGAUCGCCGCGAGGGAUUUUAAUUAAGGCCGAGCGUUGUUUUCCUCCCUCCCUCUCCCUCCUCUCAUAUUCUCUCCUCUCCUCUCCUCUCCUCUUCGUCCCAGUCCAUCUUCGCUCUGGACAUCGAGCUCGAAUUCGUGGAGGAUUGCGAUCCCGGUAACGCUCUCCUUUUCCCCGUUGAAUCUUCCCCCGUUUUGCCGCGAAUUUUCCCGAUCUCGAGAACCGUAGUGGUUUCCUGGUGAUCUGUUUCGAGGCAUCGCUACUUUUGCUUCUACGUCGGAAGCUUUGGAUAGUGGAAGCGUGAUUUCUUCCAUUAAAUCGGUUGUUUUCGUUUAAAGAGAAAGGUUGGCCUCUUUCUCUCUAUUCUCACUCAUCUGAUUUGAUUCCUUGCGGGAAUUCCCCAGAUUUUAUCCACUCGCUAGCUUUUCCGCUUGCAUUUAUUCCUUUCCUUGUUAUCGAGGUCUUCGGAAUCCUUGUUCGGUUUAAUCUCUCAUCGUUUCCUGGUUCUCUUGGCAAACUGUAAAGCAUGUAAAGGAAUCAACCGGGAACUACAAACCUUCUUUGGGAUUGUUAGAUGCUUAGAUCUGGGUUUUCUUCAUGGUAAACUGGGGAAGAAAGAGAAAGAGACCAUUUUGAAGCUUCCUCUUGCUGCAAAGACUUGUAGUAGGAUCACCCCCCAAAAAAUUACUUUUUUUUUUUUUUUUUGUCAAAAUGGUGUCGAAAUCUUACUCCAAUCUGCUGGAGUUGGCCUCCGGCGAGUCGCCUUCGCUAGGCCGAAUCAGCCGUGGCAUCCCCCGCGUGGUGACGGCAACUGGUAUAGUCCCGGACCUUGAUGAUUCCGACGACGAUGCGUCCAAUGCGUCAUCGGAACGAUCAUCCCUUUCCCCCCGUGACCGUACCAUUAUUGUCGCCAACCAGCUUCCUAUCCGUGCCCAGCGACGCCCGGAAGGCCGCGGCUGGACCUUCUCCUUGGACCAAGAUUCCCUCCUCCUCCAGCUUAAAGAUAGUAUAAGCGAGCAUCCCGAUAUGGAAUUUGUCUAUGUUGGGUGCCUGCGUGAGGAAAUACCGAUCCCGGAGCAAGAUGAGGUUUCCCAGACACUGUUGGAGACCUUCAAGUGUGUGCCUGUGUUCCUUCCUGCAGACCUCCGCUCUCGGUUCUAUCAUGGCUUCUGUAAGCAGCAGCUGUGGCCUCUCUUCCACUACAUGCUUCCACUGUCUCCUGAUCUCGGUGGACGGUUCGAUCGGAGUCUAUGGCAAGCAUAUGUCUCGGUUAACAAGAUUUUCGCUGAUAUGAUCCUUGAGGUGAUAAAUCCAGAUGACGAUUUCGUUUGGGUCCAUGAUUACCACCUCAUAGUCCUCCCCACAUUCCUCAGGAAGCGGUUCAACCGUGUGAAGCUUGGAUUUUUCCUGCAUAGCCCCUUCCCCUCUUCUGAGAUCUACAGGACAUUGCCGGUCAGGGAGGAGCUUCUGCGAGCACUGCUGAAUUCUGAUCUGAUUGGGUUCCACACGUUUGACUAUGCCCGCCAUUUCUUAUCUUGCUGUAGCCGGAUGCUCGGGCUCAGCUAUGAAUCUAAGAGAGGUUAUAUUGGGCUAGAGUAUUAUGGUCGCACUGUUAGCAUUAAGAUAUUGCCUGUUGGGAUCCAUAUGGGCCAGCUUGGCUCGGUGUUAAGCCUUCCAGAGACAGAGGUAAAGGUUGCGGAGCUCAUGAAGCAGUUCCGUGAUAGGGGCAGAGUAAUGCUGCUUGGAGUUGAUGACAUGGAUAUAUUCAAAGGGAUCAGCUUGAAGCUGUUGGCUUUUGAGCAGCUCCUCAUGCAGCAUCCAGAGUGGCGAGGAAGGGUGGUCUUAGUUCAGAUUGCAAAUCCAGCCAGGGGACAAGGGAAGGAUGUGAAAGAAGUAGAGGCCGAGAGCUAUGCAAUGGUGAAGCGGAUCAAUGAAGCUUUUGGGCUUACUGAUUACAACCCUGUAAUUCUAAUCAACAAGCCACUCCAGUUUUAUGAGAGAAUGGCCUACUAUGUGGUGGCAGAAUGUUGUUUGGUGACGGCAGUCCGGGAUGGCAUGAAUCUUAUUCCUUAUGAGUAUAUCAUUGCUCGGCAUGGGAAUGAUAAGUUGGAUGAGGUUUUAGGUUUGAACCCCUCGACCCUGAAGAAGAGCAUGUUAGUCGUUUCGGAGUUCAUUGGCUGUUCUCCUUCCCUUAGUGGGGCUAUUAGGGUGAAUCCAUGGAACAUCGAUGCAGUGGCUGAUGCAAUGGACUCUGCCUUGGAAAUGGCCGAUGCAGAGAAACAGCUAAGGCAUGAGAAGCACCACAGGUAUGUAAUCUCACAUGAUGUUGGGUAUUGGGCCAACAGUUUUUUGCAGGAUUUGGAGAGGACUUGCAAGGAACAUGACGGAAGAAGGUGUUGGGGAAUAGGAUUUGGAUUGAAGUUUAGAGUUGUGGCGCUUGACCAAAACUUCAGGAAGCUUGCUAUGGAGCACAUUGUUUCUGCAUACAGGAGAACUAGCACUCGUGCCAUCCUUUUGGAUUAUGAUGGUACUUUGAUGCCACAGGCAUCAAUUGAUAAGAGCCCAAGCCCUAAAUCUAUUCAGAUCUUUAACAGCUUAUGUCGCGAUAAAAACAAUCUAGUCUUUCUAGUGAGUGCACAAAAGCGAAGCUCUUUGAGCGAUUGGUUUUCUCCUUGUGAGAAUCUAGGAAUGGCUGCAGAGCAUGGCUACUUCUUUAGGCUAAGGAGAGAUGCAGAAUGGGAAACAUGUGUUACAGUCGCUGAUCGUAGCUGGAAGCAAAUUGCUGAGCCUGUUAUGAGGCUAUACACCGAAACAACAGAUGGUUCAACCAUCGAGAACAAGGAAACUGCACUGGUUUGGUGCUACGAGGAUGCUGAUCCAGAUUUUGGAUCGUGUCAAGCCAAGGAACUUUUCGAUCAUCUUGAAAGUGUCCUUGCUAACGAACCCGUUUCUGUGAAAAGUGGGCCAAACAAUGUUGAAGUUAAGCCACAGGGUGUGAGCAAAGGUCUCGUAGCUCAACGACUACUCUCAACCAUGAAAGAGAGAGGUUUGUCACCGGACUUUGUUCUCUGCAUAGGGGAUGAUCGGUCUGACGAGGACAUGUUUGAAGAGAUCAUGACCGCAAUGUCUGGCUCCGCUUUAUCCCCUACAGCUGAAGUGUUUGCUUGCACGGUUGGUCGAAAACCCAGUAAAGCCAAGUAUUACCUUGAUGAUACUGCAGAGAUUGUUAGGCUAUUGCAGGGACUGGCCUCCGUUUCAGAUCAAUCACCCGGGAGUUCAGUUCCAUUGUGAGACUCAUCUUUCGACCUUACGCACAAAUUUAGCAAGUGGAAUUGUUUCUGGCACCACUGCCCUUUUGUUGUAACCUUGAUAGGAUAGCCUUACCAAGACCCUCACUUUUCUUGUUACGUUGUGUAUAUCUAUGUAUCAUAGUUAUCUAGUUGAGUUUCUUUAUGUA